UGAUUUGAUUUCUAGUGUUUCGAUUUUUAACAUAAGCAGCAGUCCACGUAUUUAUGUAUGCGAGUAUUUUUUAUGGGAAUUUACCACUAUGCAAGUAUGUAGCAGAAUCUGUUUGAUUGAUGAAAAGACAAACAAUUUCGAAAUAAGCUGUCUCGACACAAAACGCCACGAACGUAAAAAAAUGACGUUUCCAAGCGUUGUUUUGACGUUCCAAUUGGUGGUACUGCAAUACACCUUCUUCACCUUUAAUAAGCUUUGAGUAUGCAUAUUUUUAAGUAGUGUACAUUACACGUCAUAGAUUUGGGUUAAAUUAUUCGGUCACACGGAAGACAUCUGACAACAAACUAGAACAUUUAUUUACGAUUGCUGGUCGAAGGAGCCUUUUCUGGAAGCUUGAAAGCAUACAAAUACAAUAAGGAAAUGAGUAAACGAGCCGACUAUGAGCGUAUAUCAACUGUAUAUGAUAAUACUGUAUCUCCAGUUGGUUCUGACGUCAUUGUUGCCAUGAUACAGCUUUACACAGGAAAACAACUGAAGGAUACACAUGUUUUGGAUGCUGGAUGUGGAACUGGUAAUUAUGCAAAAGAUCUAAUCGAUUACGGAGUUGGCCAUGUAAGUUUAAUAGACGCAUCCACUGGCAUGUUAGAAAAGGCAAAGGACAAACUAAAAGGUGCUGAAUAUGCGAGAAAAGUGGUGGAUAUCGUGGAUAGUAAGAUACCACCAUUACCUUUUCCAGAUGAAACAUUUGAUGCGGUAAUGUUUAAUCUUGUUUUGAAUCACUUAGAUGACGAAGAUGAUAAUGAGUACCCCACUUGUGUUGAGGCAUUGAAGGAAGCAAAAAGAGUUCUUCGAAAAGACGGAUUGAUAAUCAGUUCAACAGUUUUACCAUCUACGCUAAAACAUGCAGUUUGGUAUACUCAGCUUAAUACGUCUUUGACCGAAAGAUAUAUCAAACGAUUACCUUCCCUAGAACAAUUUGAAUACAUGUUUCAAGCCGCCGAUAUAUCAUGUGUUCAGAAAAUGAAUAUAUCAGGCUCGGAUUUGCAAAAAGUGUACCACUGUCUGGAAGGUCCGCUUGAUUCUUCCUGGCGAGCAGAUCAGGUAUACUGGCUUAGUGCUACUGAGGGCGAUUUGAAUGUUGUCAAACAAAAAAUUAAAGAAUUAAAAGCUAAAGGCAAACUCGAUGAAUGGGUCAAACAACAUGAUAAUGUCAACACUUGUGGCCUUCUGACUAUCUUCGUCUGCAAACCAAUAAGGAAUAUCUAAUUGAAAAGUAGUUCUGAUUGUUGUAUACUCCCGAAGUCGUGGCUCGUUAUAUAUACAGAUUACCUGGACAAAUUAAACCCUCGUGCGAAAAUGUAAAAUAUGUAAGGAAAGCUCAUGGAAGUUUUUGUAGGAAGUUCUGCACGUUUGAUAAACCGGAAGUAAUGGUGUAACGUCAUCAUAGUCGUCUUUUUAGUUAGUUUGUUACAUUUUGAAAUUCAACAACAAUAAAUCACUAGGAGACUGCAAAUAACGAAAAAUAUGUUGAUAGAAGGAAAUAUCAAUAGGCCCAAGUAAACAGUAUCAUUAAAAAUAAAGUAGCAAAUCUGAAGCAAUAAUAAACAUUUCGGGUACUCAAGUCAAAACCUAGACAGGAGCUGAACAUGUAAAAAUAUUUGCCGUUCAAAAUUCACACUUGUUGAGAACCGGGUUUUAGUGGGGCUAGUGUGAGAUACAAUUUCUUUAUUAUUUUAUUGUUUUAUUAUUCUAUUAACUAUAGGUUAUGUACCCUGGUCAUUGAGCUACAUAUUGAAGUACAUGACUUGUGCAAGUCCAUACAUAAUGCUUUUGGCAGAGAUUUAUCAUAAGCAUAAGUCCAUUUUAUGAGAAACCUUCAAAACUGUAUCUCCCUCAAGUUAUUGGAGACUGUUGCUAAAAACAGGUUGUGCUAGAUCAGCAGUUUAUUAAUAUUUUUGCAUAAUCAUACAUUUUAGUCUUUCUGAAAAUAAAAUUAUUUAUAUCUUCUACAAAACAUCAAAAUCUAGCUUGCAUUCUUGCCAUGUUUAUGGACUUUAGCAGAUAUUGCCAAAAACAAUUUUAUUUAAUUAACCUGUCCACCUUUGACCUACUUUCGCUGUAUAAUCUCUCUCUCUCUCUCUCUCUCUCUCUUUCUCUAUCUCUCUCUAUAUAUAUGCAGACAGUUUUGAUCAAUUAGGGUCCAACUACUGAUAAUUAUCAUAUCUCUUUCCUGAAAACAGUUGUUUACCUAUCAAAGAAGUCCCUGUAAAUAUGAUUGAAAAAACAGUUAGGGGUUCUCAGUAGUUGGUCAUCUAAAGGUCAGCCAUAUUGAAUUUCCAGGCACCUGUUGACUAUAUCUUUGACAACCAAUCUAAGCAAUACAAAGUAAUGUCUCUGGGAAAUAUUUACAUAGGAAGAUCCCAAAUAUUAUAAACUUCAUUAUGAUAUACUUUAUAGUAUCAAAUUAUGUGUAUAUUACUUGUACUAAUAAAAAAGGGGCCAGAGUCAUUAACCCAGUAAAAUCUGAAAUCUAGGCCAUUACAGGUACUUGAAAUUGAAUUUAAGGGGCUUCUAGACUGGGUUGAGAAUUGGAAUUUUACUCAUUAAAAAGAGAAAUUUAAGUAGGUUAAAUUUACAUUUUGAUUUUCUUGCUUUUGGAGAAAAACCAAACAGUGGAGAUAAAAAGGGGUGAUUUUAGCAAACCACAUCCUGUUCUCUACUAGUUUUUGAACUACAACUUGUGUAUCUAACUAAUCUAGUAAUUAAUUAAUUUCUUUAAAAUAACUUGUGAUAUUUGGAUUUUACUUACAAUGUGGAUAAAUAAUAGAUUUAAAGUUUUCUAAUGGUGAAAGUAAAAGAUGCUCUGUUAUAGCUGUGGCUCUUUUUCUUGAUUUUACUUUAAAUCUUACAGUGUUUUUGCCAUUUUCUUAUUCUUUGGGACUUAACAAUUUUCAAGACAUUUAGCUGGCAACAAACUGCAGAAUCAUAUGCAGGUUGUAGCUCCCUUAAUGACCGCUAUGGGUAAUAUACCCUGUAUAUUAUUAAUCCUUAAUUUCUUUUGUUGACCUGUGCUUCACAGGUAUUUUCCCCUAGUUCCUGUGCUUACUUUAUGAACUUAGUGUUUUUUCCAUUUAAAGUGACUUUUGGUGAUUUUUUCAAGUCGUCAUGGAAUUUGGAAAUUACCAGAAAUAUUAAUCUGAAUAUUUGGAACUGUUUACAUUGGUCUUGUGUACAUACUCAAUGUAAAUAAAAGACUUAGUUAGACUUCA
This is a messenger RNA of Mercenaria mercenaria, 3269 nucleotides long. Its product is annotated as demethylmenaquinone methyltransferase-like. The record is from RefSeq and is a predicted model, not a curated record. NCBI's taxonomy places the organism in Eukaryota, Metazoa, Mollusca, Bivalvia, Venerida, Veneridae. Gene Ontology annotation, molecular function: S-adenosylmethionine-dependent methyltransferase activity. The transcript has 4 exons. The coding region runs from base 421 to 1266 and encodes 281 amino acids.